Messenger RNA from Branchiostoma belcheri (Belcher's lancelet), 3081 nucleotides. Its product is annotated as anoctamin-1-like. Gene Ontology annotation, molecular function: protein dimerization activity; chloride channel activity. Gene Ontology annotation, biological process: chloride transmembrane transport. NCBI's taxonomy places the organism in Eukaryota, Metazoa, Chordata, Leptocardii, Amphioxiformes, Branchiostomatidae. The transcript is spliced from 20 exons. The coding region runs from base 246 to 2996 and encodes 916 amino acids. Gene Ontology annotation, cellular component: plasma membrane. The record is from RefSeq and is a predicted model, not a curated record.
GAUGGCGGGAAUGUUGAUGUAAAUAAAGCACAUACUGUCCACCGAAACCGCUCGGCGUUUGGCCUUUCCUAGGACGUUACAGCACUGGAAGACUACCACAGAAGAACUUCUCUCGAAAGUGAAUCAGACGAAGGUGCAACUACAACAGAACAAGUAAAAUACUUUUAGAGGAUAAGAUUAACUAAAGACAUACAGAACAGAAGGACAGAAACACAGGAGUUCCCGUUUAGUUGAAGUUGAAGGAUAUGGCCAGUCCUGUCCGAGAUACUCACUCAGCGAUCGAGAUGGAGGAAAGAGCUGGACUGAUUAAUCACACUGGAUCGCCUUCGAGAAGUAUCCCAUCAUCCUCUCCUUCCUCGACGGCAGGACUGGACAACCUGGCGCGGUCGCCUACAGCCAGCAGCAGGAUGGGGUCAGACGAGGCUGAGGUCACCAGCGAGGUAACCAGCAUCGAUGCAGGCGAGGUUUUCUUCAGCGCGCCGGACUUGCGAACGCCAGAGAGCAGCGGCCCUCACGGCCUGUACAUGUCCGACGGUGUACGCCGUAUCGACUACGUGCUCUCGUUUUCCAUCACCGACCCAAACAUCGAAGCAGAGAGACAGAGACUGAGGAAUGAGUUUGAGAAGAAUUUGGAAGAAGAAGGGCUAGAGUUGGAGAGAGACUGGGUGGACCCCAGGCCUGUGUUAGGAUCCAAGAAGACCUACUUUGUGAGAAUCCAUGCACCAUGGGAAGUGUUGACAAGACAUGCAGAAAUCAGUCAGGUCCGAAUGCCCAUUAAGUCCCCUGCAGUACCUGUACCUGCACAAGGUGUGCUGCAGAAAGUUACAGCCUGUCUGGAGAGACUACUCGACCCCUUCAGAUUACCAGAAGAAGUGGAGGCCAGAUUCAAGCCCAAGAAGUUCACCUGCCCUUUUAACCGUGAACGGGAGACGAUGUUCGACAUCAAGGAGCCGGCCUCGUUUUUCCGGCCGCAUGUCCGAAGUCGCAUCGCGUACUCCAUCCUGCUGAGGAACAAGUUCGGACACGGGGCGACAGAAUUCGGGAUAGCGAAGGCCCUUGCACUGGGUAUGUAUGACGGCGCAUACCCCAUCCAUGACGGGGACUAUGACGACAAAGCGCCCGACAACGACAGGAAGACGCUGUACGAACACUGGGCGCGCUUCAGCUGCUUCCUACGCUACCAGCCCGUCGACCUAAUCAGGGACUACUUUGGGUCAAAGAUUGGGUUUUACUUUGCCUGGCUGGGGUUCUACACCUGGAUGUUGUUUCCCGCGGCGAUUCUCGGCCUGGUGGUGUUUAUCUACGGCAUCGUGACCAUGUGGUGGGAGAACCAAGUCAGCGACGAGAUCUGUAGGGACUACUUUAACGAGACGAUGUGCCCGCUGUGCGACAAGUUCUGUGGGUACUGGAGUCUGGGGGAGAGCUGCCAGUCUGCGAUGGCGUCUCACCUGUUUGACAACCCUGCGACGGUGUUCUUCGCGAUCUUCAUGUCCCUGUGGUCGACCAUGUUCCUGGAGCUGUGGAAGCGGCGCCGCCACGCGCUGCAGUACCUCUGGGACCUGCAGACCUUCAGGCAGGAGGAGGAGAGACCCAGGCCACAGUUCGAAGCUCAGGUAAUAUUCCAGGUCCGCCACACGAAGAGAAACUGGAUAACCCAGGAGGAUGAGCCAUGGCUGCCCUUCGUCUACCGCAUCCCCCGCUACAUGCUGUCUGCUGUGUUGGUGCUGUUUGCUGUAAUGUUCGGUGUGAUCAUGUACCGGGUAGCCUUGGAGGUUUUGACCAAUUUUAUUGCAUUGGCUGUCUUUACAGGGCGUCUGAUCGGUCGUCCGGGGAAGUACGUGUACACGCUGGGUUAUCGUCAGGAGGAGUGCUCGCCCAGCGGUUGUCUGGUGGAGCUGUGCAUGCAGCUGGGCAUCACCAUGGCAGGCAGUCAGCUCAUCGCAAACAACCUCAGGGAGAUCUUCCUGCCUAAGAUCCUGGUGUGGCUGAACUUCCGGUGGCUGAUCCAAGCUAUGGCAGGGAAGUCUGAGGAGGAGAGGAAGAAAACCGGCCUGUCCAGGUGGGAGCUAGACUACCUCCAUGUGGACAUUGGACCCAGGGGACUGUUCUUCGAGUAUCUGGAGAUGGUUAUCCAGUUUGGGUUUGUGAGUCUGUUUGUGGCAGCGUUCCCGCUGGCCCCUCUCCUGGCCCUCAUCAACAACAUCCUGGAGAUCAGACUGGACGCACAGAAGUUUGUCUGCAGCUUACGUAGACCCAUGGUGGGGAGGGCGGCAGACAUCGGUGUGUGGUACUACAUCCUGGAGGCCAUUUCUACCAUCUCUGUCUGUACAAAUGCUUUUGUGAUUGCCUUUACCUCUGAGUUCAUCCCCCGGCUGGUCUACACCAGAGUGUACAGUCCUGACGGCUCACUCAACGGAUACCUCAACUUCAGCCUGUCUUACUUUGAGGUGAAAGACUUCAGAGAAGAAAACACGCCAAGAAACCCACUCCAUCUGGGGAACAAUGUCACGUUUUGCAGGUACCGUGACUUGAGAGAGCCGCCAUGGUCAGAGGACCCUUACGAAUACUCCAAUGCCUUCUGGCAUGUGCUGGCAGCAAGACUGGCUUUUGUAGUGGUUUUCCAGAACAUCACCUUCUCGCUGACUCGGUUCCUUGACCUUCUGAUUCCUGACACCUCGUACGACCUUCAAGACGCCAUCAAGAUGGAGGAACAGCUAGUCAGCCGCGCCAUCCUGGACUUCGAGCUUCAGCGGACGAAACAGCGACAGCGGCAUAACCGCUUCAGGAGACAGAUGACUGCACCACCAGACGAAGAUGAGCAGCAUAGUCCAACACCACCAGCAACUCCAGACCACCAUGUUGACUCAUGGGAAGCGAACCUACACAAGAGAGUUUCCGGUAUCAGCCCGUCACGGUCCCAAAGUUUCAAUCCAGGCAGAGGUCAAGGUCGAGGUCAAACCAGUGGAACAUCUUCUGAUUAUGAGUCAACAGUAUAAGGAACAAGUCAUCAACGCUACCAGAAGAAAUUAUUUAUGAGAAUUGACUACCGGUAUAUCUGUUUAAAGUUAAAAUUUUCGAUCC